Lontra canadensis (Northern American river otter) is the source of this 750-nucleotide messenger RNA. Its product is annotated as zinc finger and BTB domain-containing protein 24-like. Gene Ontology annotation, biological process: negative regulation of transcription by RNA polymerase II; regulation of cytokine production; regulation of immune system process. Bases 28 to 750 code for a protein of 240 amino acids. The transcript has a single exon. NCBI's taxonomy places the organism in Eukaryota, Metazoa, Chordata, Mammalia, Carnivora, Mustelidae. The record is from RefSeq and is a predicted model, not a curated record.
AAUAAACAGAGCUGUUCUUAAAGUCCAAUGUGUAUUUUUUGUAGAGGAGAGAAGCCCUACUCCUGUGGCAUAUGUGGCAAGUCCUUCUCGGACUCCAGUGCCAAGAGGAGACACUGCAUUCUGCACACGGGCAAAAAGCCUUUCUCCUGCCCGGAGUGUAACCUGCAGUUCGCACGCUUGGACAACCUGAAGGCUCACUUGAAAAUCCACAGCAAAGAGAAGCCCGCGUCAGAUGCCCCCGGCGGUCCUAACACUGAGGAGGUCAGGAAUAUUCUCCAGCUGCAGCCGUAUCAGCUCGCAGCCUCUGGAGAGCAGGAAAUCCAGCUUCUCGUCACCAAUUCUGUACACAACAUCAACUUCAUGUCGGGCCCCAGCCAGGGAAUCAGCAUCGUCGCUGCCGAGGGCUCUCCGAACUUGGCGGCCGAGCAGGCUGCCGACCUGGCCCUGCUCACGCAGCCACCGCAGCCGCUGCAGAACUUCCUUCUCUCCGCCCCGCAGGAGCCCACGGAGCACAUGCAGGGCCUCAGCGUGAUCGAGAGCCCGCUGGAGCCCGCGCAGACCGAGCCGGUGCACGUAAUCACGCUCUCCAAGGAAACCUUGGAGCAUCUGCACGCCCAGCGGGGGCAGACUGCGGAGCUGCCCUUGGCAGGUGCGUCGGACCCCACACCACACCUGCCGCUGACGCCGGCCCCGCCCACCGCCCACGUGCCCCCCGCCCUCCCCGCUGAGCCCGGACGGGAGCUGAGCUGA